Molecule: messenger RNA, 2512 nt
Organism: Neocloeon triangulifer
Lineage: Eukaryota; Metazoa; Arthropoda; Insecta; Ephemeroptera; Baetidae
Gene: mdy
Product: diacylglycerol O-acyltransferase 1
Exons: 13
Coding region: 176-1738 (520 amino acids)
Biological process (GO): triglyceride biosynthetic process
Cellular component (GO): endoplasmic reticulum membrane
Molecular function (GO): diacylglycerol O-acyltransferase activity
Source: RefSeq, a predicted model, not a curated record
GACCGGUCCGACCGCAGUGGCCACUGAUCACUGAUAAACAAAAAAAAUCGUCCUCUGCCCUCUUAUCUAUGUACUUUGAGUCCGUGUGGUAAAAAUUUGGGAUGUCGGCAUGAUGCUGUAGUGCUAAUUUAGCAUCCUGAACUGCAGUUUAACAAAUUAAUCUUUCCACUAAAUCAUGUCGGACGAUUUAAAUGGAUCUGUGCCUAGCCCAACCAACAACAACAACAGCAAAAUGCAUCUUCGAAGAUGCAAAAGUGUUACCCGUGCAGAGGAAAUCCAAAGUCAAGAAGCCAAAGUGAGACGCUCACAGCCAGAUAGACCAUGCCACAGACCCAGAGACUCACUUUUCACUUGGACGUCGGGAUUCGACAAUUUUACUGGCUUUGUUAACUGGGCUUUUCUUCUACUGUUCAUGGGAGGCUUUAGAUUAUUCUUGGAGAACGUCUUAAAGUAUGGAAUUCGGGUCGACCCAAUUGAGUGGAUUUGGUUUUUGUCUGGAGCAGGCGAGGGCAGUGCAGAUCACCCUUCCCUCAUCCUUCUGCUGUAUUCUGUUGUUCCCAUUGUGAUUUGUUUGUUGAUAGAAAAAGGAUUAUCGGUGGAAAUCAUCGGCUACAAAUUAGGAAUGAUGGCUCACAUAGCAAAUAUAUUUUUACUCGUUCUUCUUCCGAUGAUUGUGAUAAAUGUUAAGGGGCCAGACUUCAGUUUGAUUGGUGCUACCGUAGUGUGCUUUACAUACUCGAUUCUGUUUCUGAAGUUGUGGUCGUACGUGCAAGUCAAUCUGUGGUGCAGAAAUAAAAGAAAAUUUGCAAAAACCACAACGAGCAAAAGACUGAGAAGACAGUCACUUUCACUUGGACAGUAUGACUCUUCCGAUGACCUUGGAGCCAACGGUGAUGUGGACCACCAUGACAUGCCUGUUAUAAGAAAGAAAAAGGAGAACAAUUCUUGCAUCCAGCUGGUCGAGUACCCAGAUAAUCUGAACCUGAAGGAUUUGACCUACUACAUAUUUGCUCCGACGUUGUGCUAUGAGUUGAAUUUUCCUCGCACAACAAGAAUCAGGAAGAGGUUUUUGUUGAAACGUCUUUUGGAAGUUAUUGUUGGAUGCCAAGUUUUGAUGUCCCUUUUCCAGCAGUGGAUCAUUCCGUCGGUCAAAAAUUCUCUUGUUCCAUUCUCGCACAUUUUCCAAAGAAAUGACUUUGCACUGGCUAUUGAAAGACUUCUGAAAUUAGCGAUUCCAAACCAUUUGGUGUGGCUCAUUUUCUUCUACUUAAUGUUCCAUUCAUUCUUAAACCUCAUGGGAGAACUUUUACAUUUUGCUGACCGACACUAUUACUACGAUUGGUGGAAUGCCAAUAAUAUUGAUGUGUUCUGGAGAAAGUGGAAUCUUCCUGUCCACAAAUGGGCCGUUAGGCACCUUUACAUCCCGAUGGUUGACAUGGGGUACAAUAGACUUGUUGCCAGUACAUCCGUCUUUUUCAUCAGUGCUUUCUUCCACGAGUAUUUAGUUAGUGUACCAUUGAGGACUUUCAAAACUUGGGCAUUCAUGGGAAUGAUGUCUCAGCUGCCAUUGUCAUAUGUGAGCAAAUUUAUGGAAAAACACAUGGGGCCUCGCUGGGGCAACAUUGUUGUAUGGGCGUCGUUGCUUUUAGGUCAGCCACUCUGCAUCAUGAUGUAUUACCACGACUAUGUGGUCACUCACUUUGGAGCUGAACUAAUCGAAAACUACAGCCAUGUUUGAGCCUUAUUAUCAAAUUUUGUGCCAAUAGUACCAGUUAUUUGUUGAUUUGUAUAUUAUUUUUUGGAAAUUUUUUAGUAGGUUUUAUAUAUUUACAAAGAAUUAAAUAGUGAAAUGUGUGAGGAUCAAAGCUUGAGAAAGCAUUUUUAGGGUUGUGAGAAUUUUACAUGUAUUUAAGAUCGAAAGAACCUUAAAAUGUGAUGGAGGCUUUUCCUUCUUCCAAUAGAUUUAAAAUCUUGCCAGAGCAUGCUUUCAAGCUGUAUAAAAUUAAUUACAACGAAACACAAGUGCAAUAAUUGUGCUCACUUUUCUGAAGUUAGGAAUUAUUGUGUAUCCGAGUAAGAGUUUUUAAAGACUGUAAGUUUUUUUAGUACAUCUAAAUGUGUCAUAAUCAGACAAAUUCCUUCCUGUUCCUUUUUGCUAUAGCCAUAGAAGCCCUAAUUGUCGACAUAUAUAUUUUAGGGGCUUGAAACUUGUAAACAUUCUUAAAUACGCUAUGUCUGUGAAAUAGUAAUUUUUGACUGAAAUCAUACAAAAGACCCAAAUAAUGUAAAAACAUAUAAUUUUUAUAUAGUUAUGUUAUUAGUUAUGAUGUUAUAACAGAGCCCUUAUUUUGUUUAGUAAGUGUCCCCCUUUGGCUGAAAUGUUGAUAAUUCAGCUCAAUUCUCUCAAAUCUUCAAGUAAGAAUUAUCUUGGUGCAAACUAUUUGGUGUUCUAAAUAAAUAUGUCCAUUGACAUAAUACUUUUUUGAAAUUAAAAAAUUAUUACAUUGUUAUG